Molecule: messenger RNA, 3041 nt
Organism: Archocentrus centrarchus (flier cichlid)
Lineage: Eukaryota; Metazoa; Chordata; Actinopteri; Cichliformes; Cichlidae
Gene: nrsn1
Product: neurensin 1
Exons: 6
Coding region: 138-740 (200 amino acids)
Biological process (GO): nervous system development
Cellular component (GO): neuronal cell body; transport vesicle; neuron projection
Source: RefSeq, a predicted model, not a curated record
GAGGAAGAGAGAAGGAGAGAAAGAGAGAGAGAGAAAGAGAGGUGGCUGUAGAGUGAUGGGACCUGGCUGAGGGAACGGCAGCGAAUGAUCACUCUCCGAGCUGGUAAUGACAAAUGACAGGUAAACAGACGUGAAGGAUGACUUCUUGCUCAGAGAUCUGUGGGUCAGAAUAUGGUGAGCAAGUUCAAACCAGUGGAAACUACCAGCAGUAUGGAGUCCGCUCCUACCUACACCAGUUUUAUGAGGACUGCACAGCUUCUAUCUGGGAACGUGAUGAAGAUUUUCAGAUUCAGAGAUUGCCUAGCAGGUGGAGCUCUUUACUCUGGAAGGUCUGUCUCGCGUUCGGUACUCUGAUCUUGUUUGCGGGCCUCAUUGUUGUUUUGGUAGGUUAUGCCACUCCAGCCAAGAUUGAAGCAUUUGGUGAAGAUGAUCUGCUCUUUGUUGACAGCCAUGCCGUCAGUUUCAACCGUGCGCUGGAUGUUUGUAAGCUGACUGGUGCUGUGCUGUUCUGUGUGGGAGGCACCUCCAUGGCUGUGGGUCUCCUGCUGUCUGCCUUUGCCAAAAGCUACUCCAAAGAGGAAUUGUUUCUGCAGCAGAAGUUUAAGGAGAGGCUGGCAGAUCUGCAAGCAACAGUUGGUACUCCAAUAAUGAGAGCACCAACUCCAGGAGACGGAAAGGUGCCAGUCACACUUACCAAAGUCCAGAACAUCCAGCCAGUGACCACAAAGUCGAAGCCUUGAUCAAUGCUGAAGUCAAGGCAUAAAUUGAAGUGAAGGUUGUAUGAGGACUGGUGUGUGUCUGUCAAUCCAUGUGUGCAAUUUCUCUUUUUGAAAGGUCAGCUUACAUAACUGAUAGUAUUGGUUCUUCAUCUUUGUUUGUUUGACAUUAAAACCUGAUUUUAAAGACUUGAAAAGGAUGAACAAAAUUUAGGGGUUGCUUUUAUCAGAUGUAUGAAACAGUAACACAAAAAACACACACUGUCUUAUUCAGAAAAGAAGUCAUUAAGAAAUUCACAGAAGGCAUCCACAGAAAAACAACACUGUCGUUUGCACACAGAGCCUUUUUUUUUCUGUCAAGAGAAUUCUCCCUUUUGUAAAAAGAGAAUGUUGUUACUGCUGGAGGGUGACGAGUAGCAGAUGCAGUCUUUGAUGUUAUUGGCUCCUGUUCCCAGAAAUGAUCAAAAGUACAGCUGAACACAGCAAUCAUUAUCUCUGCCUAGAGACCAUCAGGAUCAGUUCAUGUAUGGCGUUAUUACUUGAUAAGAGUGCAAAUGUACCAUAUUUAUCUCAAACAUUCAUCCAGGCUGACAACGAGAGCCGUGAAUCACAAAGUAUGAAUGCGGUAACUCAAAGGUCUUAACUUUCCUAAAGGUUCACAGUGUCCUAACAGAUUAGACACAAAUGCAGAUUAGAAGAGACAGUAUGGGCAGAUUUCUGUGUCUAUCUUCUGUCUUAUUAGGCCACUGACCUUGUUUCCUUCAGUAAAUCUUCAGACAGAAUCAAUACACGAGACCAGACAGGCUGAUGAAAGUUACAUUGAACCGGACAGAGCAUGUAGAACAGUACGAUCUGUCAGAUUACUUUCCAGAUAUGGCAAAUAAGACAUUCAUCAUGCCUACUAUCAUUUCUUUCAUCGUUUUUUUAAUACCUAAACACUCUCCCCUUCCCGUGUCUCCUUUUCACUCUGUGACAAAUGCAAGUUUGUAGACACACACGUAUCCAUCAAAGCAGACAGCGUUUUAAAUCAAAAUGUUAAUAGCCACCAGACAUGAAGACGGGUGCAUCGAGAGACACAACGUGACACACGGGUUACAUAACAAAGGGAUGAUGAGAGCACAUGCAGCUCUCCAAUGAGAAAUCAGCGACAUCAUAUUUGACAGCACUAAUGGUUGAAUUAAAGAGAUUCAAUAACUGCCUUCCUACUAUCACACACAAAACUUGAAAUAGCAUUUAUAGACAGCAAGGUUUAACACCAGUGAACUGAUAAACUCUGACACCACAUUUUGGUUUAUUUUUUUGUUUUUUGUAUAGAUAAUUUGUUUAUGUACUGUAUCGGAAACUGAAGGAAUGAAUAUUAAGAGGGUUUCUGUUUCAUUCAUUCCUGUAUUUUAUACAAGUAUUCACACUGUAACUGUAACUUAGAAGCACAAUAAGCUGAUAAUGGCCAUGUUUUGCUGCUUUUUAAUACACUGUGUCUACCUACAUGCGUUACAAACAUUUUUAUUACAAAUACUGUAAUUCUACCACUUUAAAAGCCUGUUUUUGCAUUGUUUUUCUUGCAGUGUAUCUUUGGUUUCAUCAUUGUAAUAUGACUUUCAUAUCAUAUGACUAUUAUAUGAGUUUUUUUUUUUUUUUUUUUUUUUAACUGUACUUGGUUAGAACAAUGCUGCUGUCCAAGCUACAAGCCUCCCAUGCUGCAGGUCUUUCCAAACUAUAUUUCAUCAUCAGAUCCAGGCAGCACAGCUCGCAUAUUUACUGUAUAAAAUGUUGAGAUGCUAUGGUGACUACUAUUGUCUGUGUAAGUUGACCUUUUCAAUAUUAUUCUUAUUACCUCCAAUCUUCUGUCUUUUUACUAUUAUUCAAAAAAAAAAAUCCUGAUGUCAUUUUAACACAUUUGCUCUCAGAUGCAACACAGAAGCAUAGUUGUAACUAUGAAAAAGAAGUUAGUAAUAAGCAAGGCAUUUCAUUUUCAAGAUACACAACCACUGAGCUGCAGAUCUUCAGGACAUGAAGAAAAGCCAAGUUGUUAAACAAGCCAUUAUGGACAAACCUUCUAGUGUGGCGAAGACUUUAGCAAGCAAUCAGUGCUGAUUUUUAUGCUUUUCCCUGCUGCAUUACAAUCUCAAAUCCAUAAUGGAUUUUUUUUUCCUGCUAUAACUCUAACUUCAAGUAUUUCCUGAUGUAACAGUGGAUCAUCCUAGUAAAUUUAAAAAAAUGAUGCUAUACUUAUUGGAGAACAGAUUGGAUAAAGAACAAAUAUAAAUCUGUCUAAAUGCAGUAUGUCUAUUUUUCAAACAGCACAAUAAAACUGACAUAUCGGUG